Molecule: messenger RNA, 962 nt
Organism: Scheffersomyces amazonensis
Lineage: Eukaryota; Fungi; Ascomycota; Pichiomycetes; Serinales; Debaryomycetaceae
Product: mitochondrial 54S ribosomal protein mL43
Exons: 1
Coding region: 270-692 (140 amino acids)
Biological process (GO): mitochondrial translation
Cellular component (GO): mitochondrial large ribosomal subunit
Molecular function (GO): structural constituent of ribosome
Source: RefSeq, a predicted model, not a curated record
AAAAAAAAAAAACAAUUUCUGUAUCAUAUCGAUACAUUGAUUCAAUUUAUUAUCACAUCUUCUUGACUUGAUUGUCACUUUUCAAAAUGUCUACGUUAUAAACUAAGCUUCCAAAGCUGCUAAAAUUGCAGUCAAACUAGAAAAUCGGUGAAAUUCGCACGACCCCCAUAAAGAACAAAAUUGACCAAAAAAAUUUUCAAAUUAUGCAAACGUUAUUGAAGUAAGGGAUAGUAGCGAGUCUAUAUCUUAUAACAAACACAUAAAUCAAGAUGCCAGUCAAAGCUAUAGCGAGGACAUCUAUUGCUCGUAAUGGUGUGGGAGCUUUUGUUCCAUCAUGUCAUAGAGUUUCUAUUCAAUAUUGUAAUUGGGGAGGUUCAUCCACUGGAUUAAGACAAGCUUUAAAGACAGGUAAAAUCGAUAAAUUUGCAGGUGAAACACAAUAUAUCUUUUAUGAAGUCACUAAGAAGCCUGGUCAUCCUAUAUUAAAAUUCCAUUAUUCCAAUGAUACUGUUCAAGAAGUAUCAGUUGCUAACUUGAAGGCUGAAGAAAUUCUUGAUAAAUUAGAUCAUUACAGUCAAAGAUCAGGUAACAAAUUAAUUAAAUUCAAUCAUAAAGUCAUGUCCGUCAACGAUUCUGUUAGAGGUAUAUGGUCUCCAUUACAUCUUCCAAAGACCCAUAGACACAAGAUAUGAGAAGACAAGUUACAUCUUAAUCUAGAGACUUCCAGUUACGAAAUUUUCCCAUUGCAUAUAUCAUUACAACGCUUUUGGACUAACGAAAUUCUUACCAAUUUUGGCCAAUCAGUCAAGAGAAUUAUAUAUAUGACCUGUAAAUAGUUAUUAAAUCUAAUGUCAUUAAAUUUGCUUGCUUUAUUUAAGAGUAGUAGUAUAUCCACCCACAAGUUAACAAUUUAAUAAUAAUUAAUAUUAAUGAGCUACACUGAUAACUACAACGAUAAAUAU